GCGCGAAAUUACAGACAUGCGCACUGACGUUAAUAUUCCAAUCAGUUUGACAACAGUCAAGAAGUUCUUCUAGAUGAAUUUAACCUCCUACGUAUUUUAUUGAAAAAUUCUUAUUUUAAGUGAAAUUGUUCCUUAUUUUUUAUUGAAUCGAUAUUACACAUCAAAAAUGGCAGCACCAGAGGCGAUACAAGUCAGUUCUCUUCCUCUACCUCCAGUUCAGUAUAUUAAUUUGUAUACAGAUGAAAAUGUUCGUCGAGGCAGAACACCAAGGCCACCACCGCCAAUACACGAUACUUAUUCGAUGUUUGGAAAUGUAUUUAACGCUGAUGAUACAAUUAUUAGACCUCUCGAAGCUCAAGGAAUUAAAAGGUUAUAUCCUCAACAUUUCGAUCGACGACGAGAGUUGAAAAAAUUGAACCAUUCAUUGCUUGUUAAUUUUUUGGAUCUAAUAGAUUUGCUCGUACAGUGUCCUGACAGUCCAAGACGUGCAGAAAAAGUGGAAGAUCUUAGUUUAUUAUUUAUUCAUAUUCAUCACUUAUUAAAUGAAUUCAGACCACAUCAAGCUAGAGAAACAUUAAGAGUAAUGAUGGAAUUGCAACGUAGACAGCGUAUAGAAACAGCACUUAGAUUUCAGAAACAUUUAGAAAAAGUCCAAGAAAUUUUACAACACGCAUUACAGAUGUUACCAGACACUUCAGAAUUGGAUUCUAAAUUAGCAAUAAAUACAGAUGCUAUGGAAUCUGUUGAUAAUUUAGGUUCUGAACAGCAAACUCCAGAUCCAUGUAAUCCAUGUGACCGUAUUAUGUGCAAAACAAUAGAUGAUAUGAUCUCAACGAAUGGAUUAUAUUAAAAUUUCUUUUUUAAGGACAUAUUGUAAAAAUUAUUGUAAUUAUAAUUGUAAGAUAUAUUGUAAUAAUAAUUCUAGAAGUGUAGUAUAUUUAUUAAACAACAGGUACAAAUCUUCUGUACAAUUUAUCUGUUUCUAUUACAUAUAUUAAAAAGACAUAAUAUAAUUUAAAUCAAUAGUUUUUAUUCUUCUAAUAAUAUUGCAAUAAAUUUACUAAAGUAAUGUUUACAUAUUUGAAAUCAUAAUAAACAAAAAUAAUAUUUUUAAAAUGUUACAAUAUAUUAAUACAUACAAGUAAAUUUUUAUAUAAUUAUGUAAUUGACAAAUUACAAAACAUUUGUAUUAAAUAUUAAUUAAAACAUAUAAAUAUUCGAUAAUUGUAAAUUUUUCACAAAUAGUUUAAUUAACUGUGUAAUAACACUCGAUAUUGGGCAUAAAAAAUACAACAUAUAUUAUGCAAUAUUAUUAUUUAUUAAAUUAAAUGAUAAUAUAUUCAUGAA
Messenger RNA from Apis florea (little honeybee), 1347 nucleotides. RefSeq names its product mediator complex subunit 7 (gene MED7). Gene Ontology annotation, biological process: regulation of transcription by RNA polymerase II. The record is from RefSeq and is a predicted model, not a curated record. Lineage: Eukaryota; Metazoa; Arthropoda; Insecta; Hymenoptera; Apidae. Gene Ontology annotation, molecular function: transcription coregulator activity. Gene Ontology annotation, cellular component: core mediator complex; mediator complex.